This is a messenger RNA of Cercocebus atys (sooty mangabey), 3581 nucleotides long. RefSeq names its product adrenergic, beta, receptor kinase 2 (gene GRK3). The transcript has 21 exons. The record is from RefSeq and is a predicted model, not a curated record. Gene Ontology annotation, biological process: protein phosphorylation; G protein-coupled receptor signaling pathway; regulation of signal transduction. Lineage: Eukaryota; Metazoa; Chordata; Mammalia; Primates; Cercopithecidae. Gene Ontology annotation, molecular function: ATP binding; G protein-coupled receptor binding; G protein-coupled receptor kinase activity. The coding region runs from base 31 to 2097 and encodes 688 amino acids.
CCGCCGCCGCCGCCGCCAAAGCUCGCCAACAUGGCGGACCUGGAGGCCGUGCUGGCCGAUGUCAGUUACCUGAUGGCCAUGGAGAAGAGCAAGGCUACCCCGGCCGCCCGCGCAAGCAAGAGGAUCGUCCUGCCGGAGCCCAGUAAAAAAAAAAAAAAAAAAAAGUACCUUGCAGAGAGAAAUGAAAUAACCUUUGACAAGAUUUUCAAUCAGAAAAUUGGUUUCUUGCUAUUUAAAGAUUUUUGUUUGAAUGAAAUUAAUGAAGCUGUACCUCAGGUGAAGUUUUAUGAAGAGAUAAAAGAAUAUGAAAAACUUGAUAAUGAGGAAGACCGCCUUUGCAGAAGUCGACAAAUUUAUGAUGCCUACAUCAUGAAGGAACUUCUUUCCUGUUCACAUCCUUUCUCAAAGCAAGCUGUAGAACACGUACAAAGUCAUUUAUCCAAGAAACAAGUGACAUCAACUCUUUUUCAGCCAUACAUAGAAGAAAUUUGUGAAAGUCUUCGAGGUGACAUUUUUCAAAAAUUUAUGGAAAGUGACAAGUUCACUAGAUUUUGUCAGUGGAAAAACGUUGAAUUAAAUAUCCAUUUGACCAUGAAUGAGUUCAGUGUGCAUAGGAUUAUUGGACGAGGAGGAUUCGGGGAAGUUUAUGGGUGCAGGAAAGCAGACACUGGAAAAAUGUAUGCAAUGAAAUGCUUAGAUAAGAAGAGGAUCAAAAUGAAGCAAGGAGAAACAUUAGCCUUAAAUGAAAGAAUCAUGUUGUCUCUUGUCAGCACAGGAGACUGUCCUUUCAUUGUAUGUAUGACCUAUGCCUUCCAUACCCCAGAUAAACUCUGUUUCAUCCUGGAUCUGAUGAACGGGGGCGAUCUGCACUAUCACCUUUCACAACACGGUGUGUUCUCUGAGAAGGAGAUGCGGUUUUAUGCCACUGAAAUCAUUCUGGGUCUGGAACACAUGCACAAUCGGUUUGUUGUCUACAGAGAUUUGAAGCCAGCAAAUAUCCUCUUGGAUGAACACGGACACGCAAGGAUCUCCGAUCUUGGUCUUGCCUGUGAUUUUUCCAAAAAGAAGCCUCAUGCGAGCGUUGGCACCCAUGGGUACAUGGCUCCCGAGGUGCUGCAGAAGGGGACAGCCUAUGACAGCAGUGCCGACUGGUUCUCCCUGGGCUGCAUGCUUUUCAAACUUCUGAGAGGUCACAGCCCUUUCAGACAACAUAAAACCAAAGACAAGCAUGAAAUUGACCGAAUGACACUCACCGUGAAUGUGGAACUUCCAGACACCUUCUCUCCUGAACUGAAGUCCCUUUUGGAGGGCUUGCUUCAGCGAGACGUUAGCAAGCGGCUGGGCUGUCACGGAGGCGGCUCACAGGAAGUAAAAGAGCACAGCUUUUUCAAAGGUGUUGACUGGCAGCAUGUCUACUUACAAAAGUACCCACCACCCUUGAUUCCUCCCCGGGGAGAAGUCAAUGCUGCUGAUGCCUUUGAUAUUGGCUCAUUUGAUGAAGAGGAUACCAAAGGGAUUAAGCUGCUUGAUUGCGACCAAGAACUCUACAAGAACUUCCCUUUGGUCAUCUCUGAACGGUGGCAGCAAGAAGUAACGGAAACAGUUUAUGAAGCAGUAAAUGCAGACACGGAUAAAAUUGAGGCCAGGAAGAGAGCUAAAAAUAAGCAACUUGGCCACGAAGAAGAUUACGCUCUGGGGAAGGACUGUAUUAUGCACGGGUACAUGCUGAAACUGGGAAACCCAUUUCUGACUCAGUGGCAGCGUCGCUAUUUUUACCUCUUUCCAAAUAGACUUGAAUGGAGAGGAGAGGGAGAGUCCCGGCAAAAUUUACUGACAAUGGAACAGAUUCUCUCUGUGGAAGAAACUCAAAUUAAAGACAAAAAAUGCAUUUUGUUCAGAAUAAAAGGAGGGAAGCAAUUUGUCUUGCAAUGUGAGAGUGAUCCAGAGUUUGUGCAGUGGAAGAAGGAGUUGAACGAAACCUUCAAGGAGGCCCAGCGUCUCUUACGUCGAGCCCCGAAGUUCCUCAACAAACCUCGGUCCGGCACUGUGGAGCUCCCAAAGCCAUCCCUCUGUCACAGAAACAGCAACGGCCUCUAGCACCCGGAAACAGGGAGGGUCCUUGCGGAGGACACACCAGGGUCUCAGCCUUUUGGGGUGAACGAGGAUGAGGCAUCUGAUCUAUUCGCUACCGGGACUCCUCCAGGCUCCCAAGAGGAGUCGGGACCCUUCGGCUCAGGGUCAGCUCAGCUCCCUGCCUUGUCACAUUUGUCCACAUUCAAAACUACUGAAGAAAUAAAAGUUCUUUUUCUUUGCUACACACUUUGGUAUCUAUGAACCUAGAACUUGAAGUGACUCCCACUUAUCACGUACAUUUUUAUGUCUGAUAUCAAACACGUCUUAGACUUUCCAGGAUGGAAUUUAAAGAUGUUCAGUGUUGGGUAGCAGACUGCCCUAAGCAUUGCCGCAUUUUAUCUCUAGUCACUGCUGAUUGUCUGUGUCUUUGCUCUGUACUACUGGGGGAUGGGAGAGCCACAGUGUUUCCUUUGCACACUUCACAACUGACUUCUUGUCCUGGGGUUAAAAGUUGAAGAUAUUUCCGCACUCGGGCCCUCCUCUGGGAGCUGCACCCACGUGACUGCCCUGCCUCUCACCAGUCUGUUCCGGGGCCCCCUCGGCCAGGUGGGAAUGAUGGACACGUACUCUCCAAGUGUAUGGAUUAACUAGUCAUUGAAGGCAUUCGUCCGUCCAUCACUGGAAAGAUUUGCAAUGAUUCUGAAGGACAGGCAGUGGAGUUUUAGGUUUCAGGGGCAAGAGCAGUUUUCAGAAGUCUUUGAGUCCAGUGUGCACGAGUCGACAAGCAGUACCUGGCGUGCAGAAGCACUCGUGGGUGAGUCCAUCUCGGGUCUCGACAAUUAGCAGUUGUGUGACAGUCAUUCUGGUUCCUUCUGCCUGACCCUGGGAGACAUAUCAGAAAUGGAUGUACAAAAGCAGGUCUGUUUUACGUUGUAGUAUAAUUUAAGAUGAAUUGUAUUGAAAAAAUGCUGAAGAAUGAAUGUGUCAAAAUGGGUUAACUGUGUAUAUUGGCGUUCAUGUUGUCAUCCAUCUGUCAUGAAUGAGUGAUACUUUGCACUGGACUGUACGACAGUGAGGACCUUAGGGCAUGAAGCCUUUUUCCUGGUCCCUGCAGCGUCUGCCCCGUGAAGUUUGUUUUCUCCCACUGCCUCCAGGCCCCACUGAUACCCCCAAAUAGAUGCUGGGUUAUGAGAACCAGCAAAGUCCCCCAUGUCAUCAGUCUUAAAAAAAAUAAUUUUCCAAGUCCACGUAUUUGUCCCAUUCUUGGAGUAGUUUUAGUGUAUGUCUUUACUAACAGUAUAAAUCACUUGACAUCAUAAUGGUCUGCAUCCUGUCCUUGAUAUAUUUAACGGUUCUAAAUCUUUGUUUUUAUAUUUGUGUGCUGUGUUCAUGGGCAAAGUAAGUACUUUUUAAUGCAGUUAUUUUGAGAGUUUGGAAGAUAAAUUGUUGAAAGAAUAACUUUUCAAAGGGAUCCGUUAUUUAUUCAUAUGAGUUACUUUGCAAAAAAA